Messenger RNA from Babesia bovis T2Bo, 3965 nucleotides. Its product is annotated as variant erythrocyte surface antigen-1 alpha subunit. The record is from RefSeq and is a predicted model, not a curated record. The transcript has 3 exons. Lineage: Eukaryota; Apicomplexa; Aconoidasida; Piroplasmida; Babesiidae. The coding region runs from base 21 to 3935 and encodes 1304 amino acids.
UACUCCUAAAGGCACUGACAAUGGCCCCUGCAAGCACUUUCACGCCGAAGGCGUCCCUGACAGAGGCACCUACCAACCUGAAGGAGGCCAUUGAUUGGGUCCUCAGGGUAACUGGUAGGGAUGGUAAAGAGAACAAAGAUGAAUGUAUAUGUGGCCUGGCGGCGGCAGUGACUGACCUACUGCAGUCAGUAGAACUGGAGUACCAUGGCUAUCAAGGUGAAGGCGCUGACCCAAAGAAAGGCGCCACUGAACACCAAGUCACAGACCACCUCCAUGGACUAUUCUCCCUAGUCCAGGGACUAGGUGGUACUGUAGUGGUACGGACCUAUAUAGACCAGCUGGCACAGGUACUCAGUGCACUCGUUGGGUGGAGUAGGAUAGAUAAGUGUAGUAUUGGCAGCUGUGAUCACGGCAAAAAAGGCAGUACAUGUCAGUAUCUACAGGAUAAAACGCCGGAGAACAAGUGUGGAGCGUGUGGGUGUAUGAAAUGGAAUGUGGACGAGGCGGACCAAGAGGAGAAAGGACACCACCUAGGCAGGGGUUGUCAGAGGUGUAGUGAUAGUGGUGGUAGUGAACACAAUUGUAGCUGUAGUGGUGGUGGUAGUGACUGUACUGCUGAGACUUGUAAAUGCGCUUUAGCUGGCAAGUGCUGCAAGUGUUGUUGUAAGGAUAAGUGUGGGAAGUGUAGUGAUAAGUGUAGCUGUGUUGAAGAGGAAGAAAAGUAUAAAUCGGCAUACACAAAGACAUUAAAAACAUUAAGUUGGGUCGAAAAGGUUGUCAAAAAUGAACCACCCACGUGGGAACAUUUGACGGAAGCGUCUACUGGAACCACUACCGAUGGCACAGCCAGUCACCGUCGCCACAGAUGUGCCCGUAUCCUCCUAGGGUCAGUCUGUCUCAUUUGGAGUGGACUUACUUAUAUGUAUUGGACCGGGAAGUACGCCGAAAGUAGCCCCCGGUGGAACAACCACAUCGUUGAUGGCAGUGGUCUAGAUGAUGGUACACUGUCACAAUGGUUACAGGCCCUAGGGUUCCCAAGGGAUAUGUUGAAUAAUAGUGGGCCACAGAAUAGACUUGACAAGGUCAUAUGGGAUGGGUUUAAGGAAAAGUUUUAUUUGGGAUUCCCGGAUACUAGUCAGUGGAAUGAUGUCCAUGGCAGGGAUCAAGAUGGUAAUACAUUCAGGGAUCCAUCUAGUAUGAAUUUCGCGGGAUAUAUACAUACCUUAGAGAAGGGUGCAUUUGGUGAUAGUGUCUUUAAGGCAGAUGGCAGUGUCCCUGACCAGAAUAAGCUCGGUCCGCUCUAUAAGCUCUACAUACUAUCGUGUGCCUACUUUACUGGAUUACAGAAAAAGACUAGUGAGAGUGCUACUAAAAGCACCGCUAAUAAUCCUAAGACCAUCAGGGAAAUCCUCUACUGGCUUAGUGCAUUGCCAUAUAGUGAGGCAUAUAAGGGACUAUUGGAUCACUGUAACAGUGCACUAGAGAAGGCAUCUCCUACAGAUAAGAAGCUUUUGUUCUACCAAGAAAACCGUUGGGCUCCCAUUACCGUUCAUGAAUACAACCUCUUUGCCCACUUCCAAGCAGUGACUCAGUACUGUCCACUGGUCCUCAUAGGUAUCCAGGGUGGAAUACACAGUUCUAAAAGCACUGACAACACCAAGGAACCUGCCAUUCAUGCCCUGUAUGCUAACACAGAGUGUUCCUUCACAUAUCCCACUGUGUCCAUCCAAGCAUACAACCAGGUGGUGCACUACAUUAGGGCUCUAUUCUAUCAACUCUAUUUCCUUAGGAAGCAAUGUGCCGUGAAAGUGACUUGUGGAGGCAAAUGGCGUGAAUGUAGGUAUGGUCAGGGGGUAGUCUCUAAGGGGGUAAUUAGCUGGAUGUGCCUGGGGUGUGACCCCAUGGAACAUGAUAGGAAAAAGAGGGUGGGGGAGAUGGGGAACAAACUCAACAAACUACCAUUAGGAUCGAAUGGCAGUGAUGCAAAGAAGAUCAAGGAUGUACUGGAGGCUAUAGGUCAGGUAGUGGUACAAUUGGGUAAUGCCCAGGAGGCAUUGGAAGGGAAGAAGACGGAGGCGAUCAAUGCGGUGAAGACGGCACUAGGGACGGCUAAGACGGAACUAGAGAAGGCUAGGACGGAACUAGAUACGGCGGUCAAGCAGGUGAAGAGUGGGCUGACUGGGAAAGAAUUAACGAAGGCUAAGGAAGCACUAGAGAAGCUGACAGGUAAUGGUGGUAAGGGAGAUCUUCUAGGGGAUGUAGUGGGACAUAGUGGACUAGGGAAGGUCGACAGUGGUGAAUAUGAUCCCGGUAAGAACAAGAUAAGUGCUGCUAUCAAGGGAGUACGUGAUGCAUUGGAGGCAUUAAAAGAAGAACUAAAAGAUGAUAAAUCACCGCUAUAUGGCACAUUACCGGGAUGGGUCGCGACAUCAUUUCAUCAAGCUACAGAGCAGAUAAAGGAUAUAUGCACCUCUCCCAAGUGCCACCAAUGUGACCUACACUCCAAGAAGUGUGGCCGACCAUCAAAUCUCACUGUCUGUCAGACCUGCCUCCAACCCACUACCACUGGUGUCCCCUCCCCCCUCCAGGCAUUCCUCGAGGAUAGGCUACCAGGGUUUAGUUGUAAUAAUAUACCUGAAGGGGACAACCCAGAAUACCCACCUGCUGCAGAUCACUUAGGACACUGUAAUGGCUCAGGUCAGUGCUGCCCCUUGCCAAUGGGUUUUAGAAAUCAAUUCCACAAGGGAAGCAGCAGAGAUUGUACCGGCAAACGCCUUUAUGGGAUCCUAUACUUCUUUAGUAACGAGAACAUGAUGCAGUCGUGUGUUUAUACAUUGGUGAGGGUCACAGCAGCCCUCAGUGCCACCACACCACAGGUAUUGGGUGACGUCUUUGGGUUCUUUAGGGGUGGUGUAGGAAAUCCAGUAGUGAAAGAAGGAGAGGACAGCAAGAAGUGUGAUCACAUUACAGAUCCUAAAGACUCAAAUAACAGUAAGGAAUACUUUUGCGGCUGGUGUGCCUCUGGGUUAAGGGAAGAGGUAAAGAAGAUAGAGUGGAUACCAUUUGACACUAAACCAGGUGGACAAUACAUGGACAAAGUCGGUAAAGCGCUAAGAGACAUUAAGGGCGAGAAGGGCAGUACCAGUACCCCGUAUUCCAGUGCUGCUCCACAAUCCAGUAAUACUUCCCUCUCACGACUCACUAAGAACUGCCAGUACCUCUCCCCCCUAACCGGUGAACUCUACACCGCAGUGAGUGCCACUUUCGGUGGAACAUACCUCUCAUGGGUACUAUAUCUAUCAGAUGCCCUGGAAGGGGGUCUAAAGUCACUGUCAGAGGCAUUCCUGCAAAUUGAAUGCCGGGGCUGUAAGGGACAAUGUGACCCCAAUAAGUGCAGGAAGGGAGAACACGGUAGCACUACAGGGAGCGCCGGACUAUGUCAGUGCCAAUCAAUCGUAUCAUGUACCGGGGUACUACCGGUGUUGUAUAGACAUGGGUUUAGCUAUGGUAACCCAUUCAAUCUGGAGGGGUACCAGCAGAGUGGUAAGGAGAAGGGAGAUUAUAGUAUAGAUGACAAGGGCGGGAAGAAGCGUUGUGACGAUUUCUUAAGCAGUCUUCAGGCAGUGAUUGACAAGAACAAGCAGGACCCCUCUCAGGACCAGGACACUAAAGAACACCCCCUGAGCAAUCUCCUCUCACAGGUCGGCAAACUGCAGUACGACAUACGGCUCCCCUGGAUCUUUGUUCUCACACUAGCCUGGUUAGUAGCGGUACUGUACCUAGCAUUUGGUGCCAUAUGGCCACUGGACUGGACACAUAUGAGGUCGCAUUGGUUACGGGGUGGAGCACACCAGUGGGAAGCAAUGUGGUAUAAGGUAAUGACGGGGCGCAAAGGAAUGGAACUGGUGGAGUAUUUUGGUAGACAGAGAGUGUAAAUAAUAUAUAUUGUGCAAUAGUGUACCGAC